AUACUGGACACAGACAUGAAAGUGACUUGCAUGAGUUCGUUUUUGCAACCGGAUAAACACAUAAGAAGCAAUCGCAGCGCCGAAAUAGGAUGAAUAAAACCAGCCACAUGUUCCGGUGGUGUGUGUUCAUCAGCACUCGCACGCAAGCAGCUCCUCCAAUCCAUCUCCAUCUCUGGGCUAAAAGAUAUGAAGAGAGUUUUAGCCUGAUAGGCCACUCGUACCUGCUGCUCUAACUCCGGGUCACCAUUUUUUGAUGAGUAGAGGGGGCUCCCCGUCUCGGCCCUCCUGCCGGUUGAGGCCAGCAGAGUGAUGAGUGAACGGAGUCAUGCUUGUGAGAUUAGGCUUUGUCGUUGUAGCCUCCGUCGCAGCUUUAACUCUUCAGAGAGCUAACAGUGGGGCCAGGCACAGCAAAGACUAUGUCCAAGCAAGGAAAAGGAAGGAUAAGGCUAACAAUUCUGAACAUGGGGAGAAAGAAGAAGAGAAGGAAGAGGUUAAAACAAUCAGCGGCAUAAUCAACUCAGCCCGCUCGCUAGGCGAUGACGACGAUGAUAUGCUUUCCGAGAUCGAAAGCCUCCUAUCAGGAGACAUUGACAUCCCUAUACCAAGCGAUCGCUUCGACGUUAAUGGACGGUCACGGUACAACAACGCUUACAUGGCUAACGAGGCCUCUGAGAUAGAGAAGCUGCGCAGCCUGGUGAGGGAAAUGGAAGAGAGAGAGGCGAAGCUUGAGGGCGAGCUGCUAGAGUACUAUGGAAUGAAGGAAAUGGAGACUGACAUCGCCGAACUGCAAAAGCAGCUCAAGAUCAAGACAGCGGAGAUCAACAUGCUCAACGACACCAUAAACUCACUGCAGGCGGAGCGGAAGAAGCUGCAAGAUGACGUUGCAUGUGGAGAGGUUGCCAAUAAAGAGCUUGAAGCGGCUAGAGGCAAGAUCAAGGAGCUGCAGCGGCAGAUACAGCUAGAAGCAGGCCAGACAAAGGGUCAGCUGAUGUUGCUGAAACAACAGGUCAUCGGAUUGAAGGCCAAGGAGGAAGAGGCGGGGAAAAAGGAAGCUGAGGUUCAACGGAAGCUGAAGAAGCUCAGGGAGUUGGAAGUGGAGGUACUUGAGCUAAGGAGGAAGAACAAGGAGUUGUUGUAUGAGAAGAGAGAUCUCAUUGUGAAGUUGGAUGCAGCUGAAGGGAAAAUAACUGAGAGUGAUGUAGUUGCCAAUGCAAGAGAAGAGAUAAACAAGCUGAGGCAUACAAAUGAGGACCUCACAAAGCAAGUGGAAGGCCUACAGAUGAACAGGUUCAGUGAAGUAGAGGAGUUGGUAUACCUGCGCUGGGUCAAUGCCUGUCUGAGAUUCGAGCUCCGCAAUUAUCAGACUCCAUCAGGGAAGGUCUCUGCACGUGAUCUUAACAGGACACUGAGCCCCAAAUCACAGGAGAGGGCCAAACAACUGAUGUUGGAGUACGCAGGAUCUGAACGGGGUCAGGGUGACACAGACCUUGAGAGUGUUGUUUCUUCAAUGCCUUCUUCACCUGGAAGCGAAGACUUUGACAACAUGUCAAUUGACAGUUCUUCCAGCAGAUACAGCUUCCUAAGCAAAAGGUCUAAUCUGAUGCAAAAAUUCAAAAGGUGGGGAAGGAGCAAGGAUGACAGCAGUAGUUUAGCCUCCUCCAUCAGUGGCUCUCCAAGGAGGAAACCAAAGGGCCCACUGGAAGCUCUAAUGCUAAAAAACGCUGGAGAUGGUACAGCCAUAACAACAUACGGAAAGAGGGAUCCCAAUGAUGUCUUGGAUGACGAAAAUGUCGCGUCCUCAUUCCAAUUGAUGUCCAAGACAGUUGAAGGUUUUGCUGAUGAGAAGUAUCCUGCUUACAAAGAUAGGCACAAACUUGCAACUGAACGGGAGAAGGCUAUAAAAGAGAAGGCUGGGCAAGCAAGAGCACAAAGGUUUGGUGGUGGCCACAGUUCAGCUCUAAUUUCCUCUCCAAAAGGUGCACUCCCUCCAAAACUUGCUCAAAUUAAGGAGAGAUCCCCUGCAGCUAAUGCUGAAUCCAGUGAGCAAUCCAGUGACAACCAAAACAACACCCUGGUGGUGAGCCAGAUGAAGCUUGCCAACGUUGAGAAGAGAGCAACAAGAGUUCCCAGACCACCUCCCCCUCGAUCAACCGCUGCUUCAGGGGCUACCAGUAUUGCAAGUGGAGUACAAACGCCACGGGCACCAGGUGCACCACCUCCUCCACCACCACCUCCAGGGAAAGUUGGUGGCCCACCGCCACCACCGCCACCUCCAGGUGCUCUACCAAGGAACCUUGGCGGGGGUGACAAGGUACACCGUGCGCCGGAGAUUGUAGAGUUCUAUCAAAGUCUCAUGAAGCGUGAAGCAAAAAGGGAGACAUCUUUAGGGUCAAUAUCAUCCAAUGUAUCUGAUGCCAGAAGUAAUAUGAUUGGAGAGAUUGAGAACAGAUCAACAUUCCUCUUAGCUGUAAAAGCUGAUGUGGAGACACAAGGAGAAUUUGUUGAAUCUCUAGCAAAUGAGGUCCGAGCAGCAAGCUUCAUAAAUAUUGAUGACGUUGUUGCAUUUGUAAAUUGGUUGGAUGAGGAGUUGUCUUUCUUGGUUGAUGAGAGAGCAGUGCUAAAACAUUUUGAUUGGCCAGAGAGCAAAACAGAUGCAAUAAGAGAAGCAGCUUUUGAGUACCAGGAUCUGAUAAAGCUACAGAACAGGGUUUCAACCUUUACCGAUGAUCCACAACUUGCGUGUGAAGAAGCUCUCAAGAAGAUGUAUUCUUUGCUUGAAAAAGUGGAGCAGAGUGUCUAUGCACUACUCCGUACAAGAGACAUGACCGUCUCACGCUACAAGGAGUACGGGAUCCCAUUUGACUGGCUGUCAGAUUCUGGAGUAGUUGGCAAGAUCAAAGUGGCAUCUGUCCAGCUUGCAAACAAGUAUAUGAAGAGGGUUGCCUCAGAACUUGAUGCAUUAGAAGGCACUGAGAAAGAGCCCAAUAGAGAGUUUUUGCUUCUCCAGGGUGUGAGGUUCGCUUUCCGGGUUCAUCAGUUUGCUGGGGGCUUUGAUGCAGAAAGCAUGAAAGCUUUUGAAGAGCUAAGAAGCAAGAUGACCACACAGGCAUCUGCUCCACCAAUAUCUCAAGGCUGAAGCAUAAAUUGAGCACAGGAUUCAGCACACAUCUGGUCUUACUUGCUGGAGAGUGAUUUUUAGUUGUGUAUAUUAAGUGUACAGACUACAGAAGAGAGAUUCAAAUUCCGGUGUUGUGUCAAGCAAGUUGUAUAUGCCAAGAUAAUACAAGUCAGGUUUGUUCAUUUGUAUAACAGUUUUAGCUCAAGCAUAACACUUUUCAUUUUGAAUGUUGUAACUGUAAACAGGCAGUUCCAGAAUCACAGUAGAGAUCAGAUGCAUAGUUUUGCAACUGUUUUUUUUCAGCUGGGCAUGAUUUUGCUACUACGACUAAUAAAAUGUCAAAAAACAUC
Molecule: messenger RNA, 3468 nt
Organism: Zea mays
Lineage: Eukaryota; Viridiplantae; Streptophyta; Magnoliopsida; Poales; Poaceae
Product: protein CHUP1, chloroplastic
Exons: 9
Coding region: 326-3136 (936 amino acids)
Biological process (GO): chloroplast relocation
Cellular component (GO): chloroplast outer membrane
Source: RefSeq, a predicted model, not a curated record